Molecule: messenger RNA, 1567 nt
Organism: Camelus dromedarius (Arabian camel)
Lineage: Eukaryota; Metazoa; Chordata; Mammalia; Artiodactyla; Camelidae
Product: GTPase IMAP family member 7
Exons: 2
Coding region: 191-1084 (297 amino acids)
Molecular function (GO): GTP binding
Source: RefSeq, a predicted model, not a curated record
UGAACUUUCUGUGGUCAGAGGUUUCCGAGGGAGCAAACAUAAUUUUCUUCCCACGAAAGCAAAUAACAAUUCUGGUAGCUUUCUUAGAGAGAACUUGAGAGCACAUCAGUCCUGCAAGAGAAGGUGAGACUGGCCAAGAAGAGAGACAAGUGAGCUUAGUUGCCUACACUCCACAGCCUCUGAUGUGAACAUGGCUGCCCUCCUAGAUAACACUCUGAGGAUUGUGCUGGUGGGGAAGACCGGCAGUGGGAAAAGUGCCACAGCAAAUACCAUCCUCGGGAGAAAAGAAUUCAAAUCUAAGGUUUCUGCCCACGCUGUCACCAAGACAUGUCAGACAGCUUCCCGGACAUGGAAGGGGAGAGAACUUCUUGUUGUUGACACCCCGGGGCUCUUUGACACCGAGGACAGCCUGAACACCACCUGCAGGGAAAUCAGCCGAUGUGUCCUCCGGUCCUGCCCCGGGCCUCACGCCAUCAUCUUGGUUCUGCCACUGGGCCGCCACACAGAUGAGGAGCAGAAAACCGUGGAAUUGAUCAAGGCUGUGUUUGGGGACUCAGCCAAGAAGUACAUGAUGAUCUUGUUCACGCGCAAAGAUGAUCUGGAGGACCAGAACCUAAGCGACUUUAUAGCAGAUGUGGAUGGGAAGCUAAAGAGCCUCAUUCAGGAGUGUGGAGACCGCUACUGUGCCUUCAGUAACAGCUGCAAAACAGCCCAGGCUGAGAAGGAGGCCCAGGUGCAGGAGCUGGUGGAGCUGAUAGAGAAAAUGGUGCAGAGCAACGACGGGACCUACUUUUCUGAUGCCAUAUACAGGGAGACAGAGGAAAGGCUGAGAAAGAAGGAAGAAGUCCUGAAGAAAAUCUAUGCUGAUCAAUUAGAAAAAGCAAUCCAAAAAGUGGAAAAGGAGUGUGUGGAGGCAUGCAAUAAGUGUAUACAGGAAAAAGAGAGAAAAAUUAAAUCACUCAGGAUGGAAUACAAUGAAAAACUAAAAAAUGUUAGGGAGGAGGCCCAAAAGAAUAUCUUUUGUCAUAUAUUUGAUGUAAUUAGGAAGUUGCUUUCAAAAGUAUCAAAUUUGUUCAAGAAAUAACUUUUUUUUUCUUCUCAGUUUACUGUGAUUAGUUAAGUAUGUCUCCAGCUCACUCCCUACCACUCUCCUUGCUUGCCCCUCCCCACAACACCAAAAAUUUAAGAAAUUUCAAAAUUACUCUGUUUGAGAGCUAGUUCAUUGUACAUAGUUUAAAGGUGCAAAUGUAAGAAAUAGCUAUAUAUCAAAGUAGAUUAGAAAAACAAAUUGCUUCUGCAGAGCACAGGGAACUAUAUUCAUGUAGUAACCUUUAAUGAAAAAGAAUAUAAACAUGAAUAUAUGUGUAUGUAUGACUGAAACAUUAAGCUGUACACCAGAAAUUGACACAACAUUGUAACUGACUAUACUUUAAUUUUUUUAAAAAGUAAGGAAUUUCAAGGCUGAAAUGCAUCCUCUGUUGAUUGUUAGCACCACCUGCAAAGCACAUUACCCUGGUUCCUUGUGAGAAUUUUGUAACUGUCAAUAAAGCACCCAAUUGCCUCAGCA